CGGAGGGAGAAGGAAAUAGAGAUUCUGAGGUGCCUCAAUGCAUCACCAUACCGAGAUCGAAAAGACCGAAACCCUGGUCGGGUCCCCAGGACAUGUGACUGGUUCGUGUCUCAUAAGCUUUUCCGGGACUGGCAGGAGAGUAAGUCAUCGAGAAUGCUUUGGGUGUCUGCAGAUCCCGUAUGCGGAAAGUCGGUUUUGGCAAAAUACCUGGUUGAUUCUAUUCUACCGACAACAGAAUCCAGAACGGUGUGUUACUUCUUCUUCAAGGACGACUUUGAGGACCAGAGAAAUGUGGUUAGCGCUCUCUGCUGUAUCCUACACCAACUUUUCAAGCAGAAACGCAUCCUACUCUCUGAUGCAAUUCUCGAUCACGCCGUAGAGGAUGAGAAUGCCGGCGAAAUCAUCUGUCUUCUCGACGCAAUUGACGAAUGCGAAGAUCAGGGGAGGUCUCAGCUCGCUCGAAAAUUAUGCCAACUUUAUGGCACUAGGAGGGACUUUAAUUUGAAGUUUCUCCUCACGAGCCGACCCUAUGGUGUAAUCCGCCGUGGUUUCCAGCCUCUAGAGAUUCCAGGGCUGCCGGUGAUCCAUUUGAGCGGAGAAAGCGGUGUUGAGAUGGAAAAGAUCUCCCGAGAGAUCAAUGUUUUUAUCAGAGCUAGAGUCCAGGAUAUUGGAGCACGACUGAAGCUUACAUAUGACGAGCAAGACCUCUUAUUACGAGAGCUUAUGCGUGUUCCUAACAGAACGUAUUUAUGGGUACAUCUUACGCUUGACUUGAUCGAGAGCGAUAUCGAUAUCGACAAAACUGGAAUAUUCGAGGCCACUUCCCAGCUCCCCAAAACAGUUGACGAGGCAUACGACAAGAUCCUCUCUAAGAGCCGCGAUUCCGAAAGGGCCCAAAAAUUACUAUACAUCGUUGUGGCGGCAGCACGGCCCCUGACCCUGAGAGAGAUGACCUUGGUGUUAGUUCUUCAAGAAAGUCAUCAGUCCUAUGAUGACCUCAAUCUCAGACCCGAAGACCGUUUCCGAGAGGAUGUACGAGACAUCUGUGGCCUCUUUGUGACAAUCAUUGACUCGAGGAUUUACCUACUUCACCAAACAGCGAAGGAAUUCUUGGUUCAGAAGGAUAUGGUGAAUUCUCCCAAAGACGUGCACAGCAAUCUCAAAUGGAAAAACUCACUAAGACCGCAAGAAUCCCAUCGUAUUCUUGCUGAGAUCUGCAUCUGGCACCUACUCCUCGCAGAAUUUGAAACGCAUCCUCUUUACAGAAACGGACCACCAUCCCAAUACACUGAGGACCAUGUCUUCCUUGACUACUCUGCUAAGCAUUGGGCUGCUCACCUCCGCGAGUUGCAAAUUGGGAUACAAGAUGCAAUUACCCCAUCAAUAUUGAGAAUCUGUGAUGUAAGUUCACAGCGUUGCCUGACUUGGUUCAGAAUCUAUUGGACAAGUACAAACACUGAGCUCCCCCAGGGGUUCACCACCCUUAUGGUUGUAUCCUAUUUCGGACUGAGCACAGCAGUGAAGCAUCUGCUUAAGAUGGAUGGCAUCGACCUGGAUUCUCGGGAUGAUACAUACCAGCGAUCAGCGCUAUCAUGGGCUGCAGGAAAUGGCUUUGACACCGUGGUCAAGCUAUUGAUCAAACGCGCCUAUACCGGGCUAAACUUCAACCUAUUCCUCAACCUACUGUUAGGGAAGGGGGCCGAAGUCGACUCAGUCGAUACAUAUGGUCGAACGCCAUUAUCAUAUGCUGUGUGGAAUGGGAACAUAGCUGCGGUCAAGCUGCUAAUUAAGGCGGGGGCCCGGGCGGGCCUAAAGGAUGAAAUUGGAGGAACACCAUUAUCUUAUGCCUUCUCUAGUGGACAAAAGGAGUUGAUUAAGCUACUGGCCAAAGGAGAUUCUCAAAUUGAUUUAGAGGACAAUAUUAGUAAGGAGCUAUUGUUCCCCGCUGCGAAGAAGGGCCAUGAGGCAGUUGUUAGGUUGCUGCUCGAGAGGAGUAGAGUCGACCCUGACACGAAUGAUAACUACGGUCGGACGCCGCUGUCGUGGGCCGCCGAGAAUGGGCACGAGGCUAUCGUUAAGCUAUUGCUUGAUACGGGU
Lindgomyces ingoldianus is the source of this 2097-nucleotide messenger RNA. RefSeq names its product ankyrin. The transcript has 2 exons. Gene Ontology annotation, molecular function: protein binding. The record is from RefSeq and is a predicted model, not a curated record. The annotation marks the transcript as partial. Lineage: Eukaryota; Fungi; Ascomycota; Dothideomycetes; Pleosporales; Lindgomycetaceae.